AUGGCGUCCACCAGGGCCUCCCCGCCGCUCCUCCUCCUGCUGGUCUACGUCGUCUUCACGGAGAGGCAGGCGGCUCCGGCGGAGCUCUCGUCGGAGCGCGUCGCGUCCUUCCACCACGACCUGCUCACCGGCGUCAUAGAUGACAGUUCCAGCGCACCGGACCGGGUGGUCUACCACUACUCGAGGACCCUGCACGGCUUCGCCGCCAGGCUCACCGACGACGAGAAGAACAGGCUCGCUGGCAAGGACGGCGUCAUCUCUAUCCACGAGAAGGUGGUGUACAGGCCCCAGACGACGAGGUCCUGGGACUUCCUCGGCCUUCCCCACCGCAACGACCCCACCCGGCUCCCCUUCGAGAGCGACGUUAUCAUCGGCAUGGUCGACACCGGCAUCUGGCCGGACUCCGCCUCCUUCUCCGACGCCGGCCUCCCACCGCCUCCGGCCAAGUGGAAGGGCGUCUGCUCCAGGAACUUCACCUCCUGCAACAACAAGAUCAUCGGCGCGCGGUCCUACCGCGACGGCAACACGACCCUUUCCGUGCUCGACAACGAGGGCCACGGCACGCACACGGCGUCCACGGCGGCGGGGCGCGCCGUCCCCGGCGCGAGCCUCGGCGGGCUCGCCGGCGGCACGGCGCGGGGAGCGGUGCCUGGGGCUAGGAUUGCCGUGUACAAGGUGUGCUGGGAGGACGGGUGCUCGUCGGAGGACAUCCUGGCGGCGUUCGACGACGCCGUUGCCGACGGCGUGGACGUGAUCUCGGCGUCGCUGGGUUCGGGGAUCCCCUACGACUACGCCGCCGACCCCAUGGCCAUCGGCGCGUUCCACGCCGCGCGGAGCGGCGUCGUCGUCUCCGUUUCGGCGGGGAACAGCGGGCCCGAGCUGGGGACCGUCUGCAACGUCGCGCCGUGGACCAUCUCCACGGGGGCCGCCCUCACCGACCGCCGGAUCGUCACCGAGGUCGCCCUCGGCGACGGCAGGAGCUUCGAGGGGAGCGCCAUCACCGUCUUCCCGCACCUCGGGAAGCCGUCGCUGCUCAUGGACCCCGGGUCCUGCGACGACGACAACCUCGCCGGGAAGAGGUACAAGGGCGCGGUGCUCCUCUGCGGCAACGGCGAUUUCGGGAGCUCGUCCGCCAUGGCCGCCACGGGCGCCGACGGCGCCAUCGCCUACCGCUUCAUGGACCACGACAUGGACACGGCCUUCUCCUUCGAUCUUCCACUCGCCAUCGUCAAGCAGAAGGAGUACGAGCACAUCGCCGACUACUACAACAGCACCAGGCACCCCGUGGCCACCAUCAAGAAGAGCGUCACCGUCAAGGACGCGGCGGCGCCGGCCGUCGCCCAGUUCUCCUCCCGCGGCCCUAACAUGAUCACAUACGGCGUCCUCAAGCCGGACCUGAGCGCUCCGGGAGUGGACAUCCUGGCGGCGUGGUCGCCGGAGGCGCCGGUCUCCGGCAGCACCGACGACAAGCGGAGGGCCAAGUACAACAUCAUCUCGGGCACGUCCAUGGCGUGCCCGCACGUGACGGGGGCGGCGGCGUACCUCAAGUCCGCCCACCCGGGGUGGUCCCACGCCGCCGUGCUCUCGGCGCUCGUGACGACGGCAACGCCGAUGGGCUCCGGCGAGCCGGAGGCCGAGCACGCGUACGGCGCCGGUCAGGUGGACCCGCUCCGGGCCCGCUACCCUGGCCUCGUCUACGACGCCUCGGAGGCCGACUACGUCGCCUUCCUCUGCGCGCAGGGGUACAACUCGUCGCAGCUGGCGACCGUGACCGGCAGGAGCUCCGCCUCGUGCUCUGACGAGGCCAGGGGCGGCGCCGUCGGCGACCUCAACUACCCGACCAUUGCCGUGCCGGUCCUCAACUACGGCGUGGGGUUCGCCGCCGAGUUCCCCCGGACGGUGACCAACGUCGGGCCCGCCGACUCGGUGUACCGCGCGACGGUCACCACGGUGCCCGGCGUCGACGUCACCGUCACGCCCGACGAGCUGGCGUUCAGCGCCGGGACGAAGAAGUUGAGCUUCAAGGUGAGCGUCUCCGGCAAGCUGCUGCCGGCGAACGGCACCAUGGGCGCGUCGGCGGCCAUCGUCUGGUCCGACGGGAGGCACCACGUCAGGAGCCCCAUAUACGUGUUCCCUCAUAAGCACGUCAUGUAA
This is a messenger RNA of Setaria italica (foxtail millet), 2154 nucleotides long. Its product is annotated as cucumisin. Gene Ontology annotation, molecular function: serine-type endopeptidase activity. The transcript is spliced from 5 exons. The record is from RefSeq and is a predicted model, not a curated record. Gene Ontology annotation, biological process: proteolysis. NCBI's taxonomy places the organism in Eukaryota, Viridiplantae, Streptophyta, Magnoliopsida, Poales, Poaceae. The coding region runs from base 1 to 2154 and encodes 717 amino acids.